AUCGAGGCACCCUAGGAUGUGUUUUAGCGUGUUGUCGUGACCGAUAUGAACACGUGUUGACCACUUGCAGCAGUGAUUUACAGGCAAUGAAACGUCCGGCCAAGUCAGCAAAGUCACCGGCGUCGCGGCAGGCCCAGAUGGUACCGUCAAAAUUGAGGAAACCUCCACCAAAACCACCUUCGCCUGAUCCAGAGUCGGAGGAUGACUUCGAUGAAGAGGACGAGGACUACUCGGAUGGUGACCAGGACAUUUCCCAGUUUCUGGGCGACCUUGGCGAUGACGAUAUCGAACAGGGGACAGAGCACGGGGGAGUUCAGAAACGUGCUGUCGACUCGGCGGCCAACUCGCAGGUUUCGAAGAAGCUCAAGAAGUCCGACCUGUACAAACCGCCAACUGCCGAGGAGCUCAACAACCUCAAGGAGGUCGAGACGCUGUUCCAUUCAAACCUCUUUGGCUUGCAGUUAUCAGACAUGCUGAAGGAGAUUGCCCCGAAGGAGAAGCACAAUCAUCACUUUGAUGCCUGGCUCGGCCUCUUCCGGAAGACGCUUACGACUAUUCCAUCCUGGGACAGCAUUCAAGACAAACCCGAGACCGUGCUAAAGAAAGUGCCACUGCCGCUUCCAAGUGGACUGCCACGUGACCCAAAGUGCCGCUUCCGUUUCGUGCCUCCCAAGACUGUUCAGGUGGUGGGGAGCCACGCCUUCGGCGGGGCCGUUGGUCCUGAUGCUGUCGUGGACUUAGCCUUAGAAAUGCCUCUGGAGUGCUUCGAAAAGACAGACUUCUUGAACCAGCGCUACCACGUGAAGCGGGCGCUCUACCUCGCCGUCAUAGCGUCUCGUCUUAGGAAGUCGGAACUCGUUGAAGAGAUGGCGUUCAGCACUCAUCGCGGAGAUGUUGCGGCCCCCACAUUGCUGCUGCGGCCAUCAGGCGAGGCUGGGAAGCACUUUCGGGUCCGCCUGCUGCCUUACCCAUGUGCGGAGCAGUUCAAGGAAUCUCGGUUCGUGCCAGCACGCAGCAACCUGCGGGCGUCGUGGUUCUUCAAGGACAACUCCACUGGCACGUCUGACGAGCUGCCAUCACCGCAGUACAAUGCCUCUGUGUUGGCCGACAUGCGCAUGGUGGCCAAUGCGAGAUUCCUCGCCGAGAAGUUAGCACAGGCCCCUGCCCUGGUAGACGCCACUCGCCUGCUGAAGGUGUGGCUAAGGAAACGUCAUCUUGACCAGGGUCCUGGAGCCUUCUCAGGUUUUGAGAUGACCCUGUACCUGGUUCACCUGUUGAUGAAACGCCAGCUGAGCCCGAUGAUGAGCUCGUACCAGGCUGCGCGGUUCGUCCUGCUGACCCUUUCCCGUUCAGACCUCACCACAGAGGACAUCACGCUGUGUACUGAGCCAGUCGCCAAUCAGCCCUCCCUGGAGGACUUCCGUGCGAACUAUCCCCUGGUUCUCGUCGACGCUGGUGGCUUCCUCAACGUCUGUGCAUCAGUGAGCACAGAAGCUUACCUCAGGGUCAAGCACGAAGCCCGUCUGGCAAUCACUUUCCUCGACUCGUGUUCUGCAGACAGCUUUGAAGUGCUCUUCGUGACUCCGCUGCCCUUCGAGCGCACAUUUGACUGCUUCGUGCUGCUUAAUGAGGAGGACUUGGAGUCUGCGGUUGAGGCACAGUCGCUCCGCAAGGAGCUGGCAGAUUUCAGUGGCUCCAAAUCAAGGCCAGUUGCCAAGGCUGUAUGCCAGCUUCUUCGCAGGGGCUUCGGCACCCGAGCUGACCUGGUGUCAACUCGCAUACCUACUCCGUCAGAG
Messenger RNA from Dermacentor silvarum, 1796 nucleotides. Its product is annotated as nucleolar protein 6. NCBI's taxonomy places the organism in Eukaryota, Metazoa, Arthropoda, Arachnida, Ixodida, Ixodidae. Gene Ontology annotation, cellular component: small-subunit processome; UTP-C complex; CURI complex. The transcript is spliced from 11 exons. The record is from RefSeq and is a predicted model, not a curated record. Gene Ontology annotation, biological process: tRNA export from nucleus; rRNA processing. The annotation marks the transcript as partial.